Messenger RNA from Megalobrama amblycephala (Wuchang bream), 2966 nucleotides. RefSeq names its product DEXH (Asp-Glu-X-His) box polypeptide 58 (gene dhx58). The transcript is spliced from 12 exons. Gene Ontology annotation, molecular function: zinc ion binding; ATP binding; DNA binding. Lineage: Eukaryota; Metazoa; Chordata; Actinopteri; Cypriniformes; Xenocyprididae. The coding region runs from base 125 to 2170 and encodes 681 amino acids. Gene Ontology annotation, cellular component: cytoplasm. The record is from RefSeq and is a predicted model, not a curated record. Gene Ontology annotation, biological process: response to virus; positive regulation of interferon-beta production; innate immune response.
CAUCUCCUCCUCCCGGGCCCUUUCUCUGUUUUUGGUUUCGUUUUUCUGCUCAGCUGGCUCGUAAAGGGACGUUUUAAAGAGCAGAGAAGGUCCAAAGUAAAACACAGACCUCUCGACACUAGUGAUGGCAGCACAGUUCACUCUUAGAUCAUACCAGGAGGAAGUAGUGCAGACGGCUCUAAAGGGGGAGAACAGCAUCAUCUGGCUUCCCACUGGUGGAGGAAAAACCCGUGCUGCAGUUUAUGUUGCUAAGAAACACUUGGAGACUAGACCCAAUGCCAAAGUGGCAGUGCUCGUCAACAAGGUGCAUCUGGUAGACCAGCACUUUAAAAAUGAAUUCUACCCUCGCCUUGGGAUGGCAUACAGGGUAAAGGCCAUCAGUGGAGACAGCAGUGACAAGGACUUAUUUAGGUGUCUUGUCAAGGACUCAGACCUGAUCAUCUGCACGGCUCAGAUCUUGGAGAACGCCCUGAACAGCUCGGAGGAGGAAAAACACGUGGAGCUCACAGACUUCAGCCUGCUGAUCAUAGACGAAUGUCACCACACGCAAAAGGAGAGUGUCUAUAACAAGAUUAUGGGCCGCUAUGUGGAGAAGAAAGUGAGAAAAGAAGGGAAUCUGCCUCAGGUUUUGGGCCUCACAGCAUCACCUGGUACAGGAGGAAAUAAGACACUGGCAAAAGCUGUGGAUCAUGUCUUGCAGAUCUGUGCCAAUCUGGAUUCGGUAAUUGUGUCCACCAAGAAUUAUGCACCAGAGCUGAAGGAAGUCGUCCCUACACCCAGAAAGCAAUAUGACAUUGUUGAAAAAAGAGCUCUGGAUCCAUUCGGCGACCACUUGAAGUUAAUGAUGUCGAUGAUUCAUGAGUUCAUGCCAUCAACGGUGAGCCGUAGCCUGCGGGAGGUGGGCACCCAGGAAUAUGAAGCUGAUGUGGUGGAACUAGAGAAAACAGGUGUUAAGGUAGAGAACAGACUGAUCACUCAGUGUGCGCUGCAUCUGCGCCAAUACAACGAUGCUCUUCUCAUUCACGACACCGUUCGCAUGGUGGACGCGUUCAAUGUUCUGGACGAGUUCUACAAAUCAAGGAGCAGCAAAUUGCUGGAUGGAACAGACUUCUUUCUCCAGGGACUUUUUGAUGAGAACCGUGUGGAGCUAAGACAGCUGGCACUGGAUGCCCGCUACGAAAACCCCAAACUGGCCCAGCUGCAACGCACGCUGCUGAAAGAGUUUAGAGAGAACGAAAGGUCUCGCGGUAUCAUCUUUUCGAAGACGCGCAGAGGCACACACUGUCUGUAUGACUGGGUGAACGCCAACCCUGAGCUGCAGAAGGUCCAAAUCAGCGCUGGCAUUCUCACUGGAACGGGUACUGGUGUAAACCACAUGAACCAGAGUCAACAGAAGAUUACCAUAAAAGAAUUUAGAGUAGGACAACUCAACCUCCUCAUCUCUACCAGUGUAGCCGAGGAAGGACUUGAUAUUGCAGAAUGCAACUUAGUUGUCCGUUACGGGCUGUUGACCAAUGAAAUCGCUCAGCAGCAGGCCAGUGGGCGGGCUCGAGCUCUGGAAAGCGUCUACUCGGUGGUGGCUGAAGAAGGUGGGCGUGAACUACGCAGGGAACUCACCAAUGAGUAUCUAACAAGUCUGACCGCAAAAGCUAUUGACCAAGUACAGAGUAUGAGUCCCAGGGAGUUCAGAAUCAAGAUAUCUGAGCUUCAACAAAUGGCUGUUCUCAUUCGGAUUGAAGCCGAGAGAAAAAAGGAUGCGAGGAAGCAGCGCUACAGUCCUGGUCAGGUUCAGCUUCAAUGCAGAGGAUGUUUCGUUUCUGUUGGCCUUGGAGAAGAUAUAAGAAAGAUCGAGAAUACACACCAUGUCAACAUCAAACCCGAGUUUCGGAGGCAUUAUAGUACUGGUGGGCAAGUGCCUCUGGAGAAAACCUUUGAAGACUGGGAGCCUGGACGGGUUAUCAACUGCAGUAAAUGUGGAAAGGAUUGGGGAAUGGAGAUUAAAUUCAAGAAGGUGGCAAUCCUCCCCUGUUUGAAAAUAAAGAGCUUUUCCUUGAAUACUCCUGGAGGCAAAUUCACUCACAAGCAGUGGAAAGAUGUUGAGUUUCAGGUGACAGAGUUUGACUUUAUUGACUACAUGAGCCGUUUCUCUGACCUGGACUUAAGUGACUGACACACCAGCUAAACUCAGAAUGCUGUAGCCGCCGUCACUUUGAUUUUCUAUAGUGAGUAUCUCUACCAGUGGCAGAUCGUGAAGGUACUUCACCAUUAUGAUUACUGUUCAUCAGCAGAAUUUAAAUAUGAAAUUAUCCAUCCAGAUUAUGCUGAUUUUACAUCUUGGUUGGUCAUAGUUGUUAAAAUACAAUUGGGAACCUCUGUUCAAUACAAUAUAGCUGUUUGUAAAUGUGUGUACUUCAAAUUCUAGUAUUUACUUAGUAGUUUCUGUUGUGUAAGAGUUUUGUUUUGUUUGCUUUUGUCUGAGAAAAGUGUGUGAGUGUUAUAUGCUUUGAUAGUAUAUUUAUCUUAACAUAUUUUUUCAUGGAUUAUUCUGGUGUCCAUCUCGGGGAUCAAGACUGUGCUGCUCUAUGAUUAUUAGUUAUUGUUGACAUUACUGUGCAAUAUGUCUAUAAAUGCACUCCAUGCUUUAAUGGCCCUCACUGAACACUAGUUUGCUCAGACCGGCGCUUAAACAUUUACAUAUAUUCACUUAACAGAUGCUUUUAUCCUAAGUGACUUACAAAUUAAGAUAAAUAUGAACACAUUUGAAAUGUGUGAGACUUAAUGUAUAGACUGGGUUCAGGUUUGUUUAAAGUACUUAAAACUGUUUUCCAAAAAAAGUGAAAUAUGUAUAAUGUAUGUCUUUAAAAUUAUGACCUUUUUUAAUUUCUACAUAACAUUAACAUGAGAUUAUGUGUACUAUAUCUGCAAUAUGUGCAUUUUUAAAAUAAUUAAAACAAUUAUGCUCUGUA